AUGCCGUCCUCCGCCGUCUCCUCCCCGCGUCGGCUCGUGUCGCAACCACCGCUCCACUCUCCAGCAACGAACGUCUUUCUGUUUCUGGUCGCAUUUCGACUGCUCAAUGCGCUCGCAGUGCGCACAUUCUUCCAGCCAGACGAAUUCUUCCAGUCGUUGGAGCCCGCGUGGCAGAUUGCAUUCGGCAAGGAUCAGGGCGCAUGGGUGACCUGGGAAUGGCACCAGCAGCUCCGAUCAUCGCUACAUCCCCUGUUCUUCGCAGCGGUUUACAAAGUGACCGAUUUGCUAGCGACCACCCUCCGUCUCUCCGCAACCACGCGCGCAGAUCUCCUGAUUGCGGGACCAAAGUCCGCACAGGCCGUGAUCGCGGCGAUCGGCGACUUUUAUACAUGGAAGCUCGCGACUCGAGUCUACGGACCUGACUCACGCGGCGCAUGGACGACAUUGUUCGCAACCAUCCUCAAUCCCUGGCAAUGGUUUUGCUCAACCAGGACAUUGUCCAAUUGCGUGGAAACAACGGUGACAAUUGUUGCAUUGGAUCAAUGGCCUUGGCAGUGGUCAACUGGCGCUUCGGCGGUGCGCAGCCGUUCAAGCAAGCCUGGAGCUCACAAAGGCGCAAUAGAUGAGUCUCGGGCACUCUUGUCGAGUCUCCGGCGUUGUUUAUGCCUGGCGGCAUUGGCUGUCAUCCUGCGCCCAACAAAUGUCCUGAUCUGGGCGACCUUGGCAACGGUCGCUUGGGUUCGUUCCGGCUGGACUCAGCGCAAGGUGCUUGUUCGGGAAACUCUCCUAUGCGGAUCAAUGGUCCUAGGCGUAUCAGCUGUCGCGGAUCGCCUGUUCUACGGAUUUUGGACCUUUCCUCCCCUGCGAUUUUUAUAUUUCAAUAUCGCGCAGUCGCUAGCAGUCUUCUACGGUCGGAAUGACUGGCAUUACUAUCUAUCACAGGGAUAUCCUCUGCUCCUUACCACUUUACUACCCUUUGCAAUUGUCGGCCUCUUCCGCACGCUCAACACUCGAACUUUUUCAGCUGCCGAUCAUGUGCAGACAGCAAUUCGAUUGCAAUUAGCCACCAUUUGCCUGGUCAUGCCCCUUGUGUUGUCGCUCAUCUCGCACAAGGAGGUUCGCUUCAUCUACCCUUUAUUGCCGUCUCUGCACAUUCUCGCUGCGCCCCCACUUGUGCAAUUCUUCUACCCAGCGGUAUAUUCGCGGUCGUCGAGUGCUUCUACCCCGCAGAGACUGAUUCUCAUCUCUCUCGUCUUCACCAACCUGGUCAUUGGUUUCUACACGAGCCUGUACCACGCAUCUGGCGUGAUCAACGUGUUGACCUACCUCCGUGGUCAGCAUGAAGCCCACGGCUCAUCAUCUGUUACAUCAGCUCUAACUCCACGCGCCAGCCCUGGAAUCACGGCGGGCUUUUUGAUGCCCUGUCACAGCACACCGUGGCGCUCACAUAUGGUCUUUCCUACGAUCGAUGCAUGGGCACUCACAUGCGACCCACCUAUUGAUCAGACUCCGGCCGAAAAAGCCGUAUACCGAGAUGAAGCGGAUCAAUUCUACGACAAUCCUUCCCUCUUCCUCCGUGAGCACAUGAGAGGCGGCCUUCGCUACACCCCCUCACGACCGAGUUAUCAACACGGAGGUCAUUCUACCGUCGAUGCUCGUGCCGCAGAGACCUGGACGCAUGAGUGGCCAGACUACCUGAUCUUCUUCCAGCACCUAGAGCCCACCAUGCACAGUCUUCUCCGAGCCUCGUCGUACGACGAAUGCUGGCGAACGUACAACACCGCCUGGCACGAUGAUUGGCGACGACGCGGCGACGUCGUAGUCUGGUGUCUCGACCCAUCGGAACAAGACGGCUGGCGCGCCCAAAAGCAAAGACACGCGCAAGUCGCUCAAGAUCGCCACUUCAACCGAAUCAUCAAAGGAUUCCAGCACGACGCGCGUCGGCAACAAAAGCAAGGAUGGAAAGCACUCAUUCCAUCCCGAUCUUCCUUCUCAUCCCUAUGGUCCUCCUCUCCAACCCCACCACGGUAUACGACGUUCUCCGAAUGGCGCCGCGCCGCACAGUCAUAUUUCUCACCGCAUCUUUCCUGGCAAGAGAACCUACGGUCUCUUUUCGCACCGCGUCCAGUAAGUCAUUGGCCUUGGCCUGGGAACAGGCGAUCACUCACUCUAUGGGAAAGACUGUGGUCUCCUGCACCACCAACACCUGCACCCGGUAUAUGGAGAUUUGUGCCGUCCUCGUUGCUAAAUUGGUUGAAGAACAGAGAGUCGUAUGAGUCGCACGCGGACCGUGAAAUGUGGGAAUAA
Molecule: messenger RNA, 2307 nt
Organism: Penicillium diatomitis
Lineage: Eukaryota; Fungi; Ascomycota; Eurotiomycetes; Eurotiales; Aspergillaceae
Gene: gpi10
Product: putative glycosylphosphatidylinositol-alpha 1,2 mannosyltransferase
Exons: 5
Coding region: 1-2307 (768 amino acids)
Biological process (GO): GPI anchor biosynthetic process
Cellular component (GO): endoplasmic reticulum membrane
Molecular function (GO): alpha-1,2-mannosyltransferase activity
Source: RefSeq, a predicted model, not a curated record